Molecule: messenger RNA, 423 nt
Organism: Colletotrichum truncatum
Lineage: Eukaryota; Fungi; Ascomycota; Sordariomycetes; Glomerellales; Glomerellaceae
Source: RefSeq, a predicted model, not a curated record
AUGCCUAUUUGGUUUACAGCUACUGCAAUCUUCAAGCAACUUUGUCGUUCCCUUAUCGUAGCUAUUCUACUCAGCUCCUUUGUUCUGCUCUUGAUCGGUGGCAAUUGGAUGAUUUUCCUGUAUCAACCUUCUGUCGAGGCUCAGGAUGCGAAAUCAGCGAGAGAUGAUUCUUUAGAAGCGUUUGGAGCGAACCGAAAUGAUUAUAAUGGACUUCCAGUGUCUGAAGAUUUCAGGAAGAAAAUGCAAGAAAUCCGCACCACGGUGCUUGACCUUUACGACACUCGGAAGGAACCCGUUAUCAAAGAACACCUGCAAAUAAUCAAGGAUGACGUGGAAAAACUACUUUGCGAAUUGGAACAAGACAAGUAUUCAAUCAAACUAUCCUUUCAGAAGCAGUUACUGACAAACCCAAUAGCGGAUUAG